AUGCUGUCCUCGCACGGGCUUGCGGCAGGUACCUCGUCACGAGGCUCCGGGCGGACUCCAGCAGCAGCUUUUCGCUAUGCCCGGCUAUGCUCUGCGCGAACACAAAGCAGGUCUAGCCGAUCGGUGGCGGCUGCAGUCGCCGCCGAGCGCUUAGACGCACAAGUCUGCGUUGUGCUUGGGACUCAGUGGGGUGAUGAGGGCAAAGGAAAACUGGUGGAUAUCCUAGCGCAGCAGUAUGACAUCGUCGCUCGCGCUCAGGGUGGUGCAAACGCCGGUCAUACUAUCUACGAUGACGCGGGUAACAAAUACGCUCUGCACUUGGUGCCGUCGGGCAUUCUCAACCGGGACUCUACCUGCGUCAUCGGAAACGGCGUCGUUUUGCACCUGCCUGGCCUCUUUGAAGAAAUUGAAAACCUGAAGAAGAAGGGGGUCAGCGUAGAAGGCCGUCUCAAGAUUUCCGACCGAGCGCACCUUCUUUUUGACUUGCAUAAGGAGAUUGAUGGCUUGCGCGAGGCGGAGCUUGCCGGCGCUGGCAAGCAGAUUGGCACCACCAAGCGCGGAAUUGGUCCGGCAUAUAGCUCGAAAGCCACGCGAAACGGCUUGCGCGUCUGCGACCUACAUAAGCUGGACUCCUUCGCAGACAAGCUACGAAAGCUUUCUAUGGAUGGCGAGAAGCGCUUUGGGCCCGGAUUCCAGUAUGAUGUCGAUGAGGAUAUCGAAAAGUAUCAAGAACUGGCGAAGAAGGUGUUGCCAUAUGUAACGGACACGGUGGAAUACCUCCACACAGCGUACGACACUGGCAAGCGUAUUCUCAUCGAGGGGGCCAACGCCACGAUGCUAGAUGUUGACUUCGGCACCUACCCAUACGUCACAUCCUCCAACCCGUCCAUUGGUGGAAUUGCGACGGGCCUGGGCCUGCCCCCCACCAAAUACGACGCUGUAGUGGGCGUGGUUAAGGCGUAUACCACACGUGUGGGUGCGGGGCCAUACCCCACUGAGAUUUUCGGAGACCUUGCGGAGCGCUUGCGUGAGAUUGGCCAUGAGUACGGUACUACGACCGGCCGGCCACGCCGCAUCGGCUGGAUGGACGUCGUUGCGCUGCGUUACAGCUGCAAGAUUAAUGGCUUGACGCACCUCAACAUCACCAAGUUGGACGUGCUGUCGGAGCUGGAGGAAAUUAAGAUUGGCGUGGCGUACAAGACGCCCGAUGGCCGCAUGCUGAGAUCGGUGCCAGCAGACCUGGAGACGCUUGAGAACGUUGAGGUCGUGUACGAGUCAAUCCCGGGAUGGAAGUCGGAUAUUUCAGGGGUGCGCGACUGGAAGGACAUGCCGCAAGCCGCUAAGGACUAUGUGCAGCGCAUUGAGGACCUCAUAGGCAUCCACUGCAAGUGGAUUGGCGUGGGGCCAGGUCGCGACGCGCUCGUGGUUAAGCCAGCUAAGGGCAAGUGCUGA
This is a messenger RNA of Volvox carteri f. nagariensis, 1452 nucleotides long. RefSeq lists its product as uncharacterized. Gene Ontology annotation, biological process: IMP metabolic process; 'de novo' AMP biosynthetic process. The transcript has 5 exons. Bases 1 to 1452 code for a protein of 483 amino acids. The record is from RefSeq and is a predicted model, not a curated record. Gene Ontology annotation, cellular component: cytoplasm. NCBI's taxonomy places the organism in Eukaryota, Viridiplantae, Chlorophyta, Chlorophyceae, Chlamydomonadales, Volvocaceae. Gene Ontology annotation, molecular function: GTP binding; adenylosuccinate synthase activity.